CAUGUGGUUACCCAUUGUUUGAUCCCUGAACAGAAGCUGACGACUCACGGUUGAAGAAGAAGAAGACGGCGACCGGUUGUUGAAGAUCGGAGUUCUUUCUUGGUGAUCGGAAUCCAUGGGAUCUCACGCCGACGAGGAGGCCAGGCUUCUUUUAGAAGAUGGCCUCUAUGAGAAUGGAAGCAAAGGUUACACAGGAGAUGGAUCUGUUGACAUACAUGGAAAUCCUGUCUUGAAGCACCGGACUGGCAAUUGGAGAGCAUGCCCUUUCAUCCUAGGGAAUGAAUGCUGUGAAAGAUUGGCCUACUAUGGUAUUUCAACCAACCUUGUAACUUACCUCACAAAGAAACUUCAUCAAGGAAAUGUUACUGCUGCAAGAAAUGUCACAACUUGGCAGGGAACUUGUUACCUUACUCCCCUUAUUGGAGCUGUAUUGGCCGAUGCCUACUGGGGAAAAUACUGGACAAUUGCAGUGUUUUCAACAAUAUAUUUUGUUGGAAUGGGCACACUAACCCUUUCAGCCUCAGUUCCUGCUUUUAAGCCUUCAGGUUGUGUGGCAUCUGUUUGCCCAGAAGCAACUGCCGUGCAAUACACUAUAUUCUUUCUUGGCCUGUAUCUGAUUGCUCUUGGUACUGGUGGCAUUAAACCUUGUGUCUCAUCCUUUGGAGCUGAUCAAUUUGAUGACACUGAUGCUAAUGAGAGAAUAAAGAAGGGUUCUUUCUUCAAUUGGUUCUAUUUCUCUAUCAACAUUGGUGCACUCAUAUCUAGUAGUUUGCUUGUGUGGGUGCAAGACAACUGUGGCUGGGGCUUAGGCUUUGGAAUUCCUACCUUAUUUAUGGGCCUAGCUAUUGGAAGUUUUUUCUGUGGGACUCCGCUUUAUAGAUUUCAAAAACCUGGAGGAAGCCCUCUUACAAGAAUGUGCCAGGUAGUUGUUGCAUCUGUUCGCAAGUGGAGUGUGCCAGUUCCUCUUGACACUUCUCUUCUUUAUGAAUUAGAAACCUCCGCAAUUGAAGGAAGUCGAAAAAUUGAGCACAGUGAUGAACUCAAGUUCCUUGACAAGGCUGCUACUUUGUCGGAUUCUGAUGUGAAGACACAGAGCUUUACCAAUCCAUGGAGGUUGUGCACUGUCACCCAGGUGGAGGAACUAAAGAUACUGGUCCGAAUGUUCCCCAUUUGGGCUAGUGGGAUUCUUUUUUCCGCCGUCUACGCACAAAUUUCUACCAUGUUUGUUGAACAGGGGAUGGUUAUGGACACAUCAAUCGGAUCUUUUACUAUUCCUCCUGCAUCUCUAUCAACUUUUGAUGUGGUCAGCGUCAUCGUUUGGGUUCCAAUCUAUGACAGAAUUAUCGUACCCAUAGCAAGGAAGUUCACUGGGAAAGAGAGAGGGUUUUCAGAGCUACAAAGGAUGGGUAUCGGUCUAUUCAUUUCCAUACUAUCCAUGAUAGCGGCUGCUCUCAUUGAGAUCUGGCGUUUACAGAUUGCAAGAGCUGAAGGAUUAGUAGACAAAAAGGUUGCAGUUCCAAUUAGUAUAUUCUGGCAGAUACCGCAGUAUUUUUUGGUUGGUGCAGCAGAGAUAUUCACAUUUAUCGGUCAGCUUGAGUUUUUCUAUGACCAAUCUCCGGAUGCAAUGAGAAGUCUUUGCAGUGCACUCUCGCUACUGACAAAUGCUCUCGGAAACUACUUGAGCGCCUUCAUUUUGACUGUGGUGACUGCGAUAACGACCAAAGGAGGGAGUAUUGGAUGGAUUCCUGAUAACUUAAAUGAAGGUCAUCUUGAUUACUUUUUCUGGCUUUUAGGUGGACUUAGUUUUCUCAAUCUUCUUGUUUAUGUUUACUGUGCCAAUAAGUAUAAAUGCAAGAAGGCUGCUUAAAAAGUUCAGGAUACCCAUUGAAAGUCAUUUCAUCGUAGGCAAGCACUCUUUGUAAAUACUGAUGUUGUUGCAUUGAUAUUUGUUAGACUUAUUUCAUAAUGCAAUUUGUCUUUUCAGAAUUUGUAAAUCCAGUGACAAUCUAAAUUAUAUGAUAUUAUAUUGUUCUUUGAA
This is a messenger RNA of Dioscorea cayenensis subsp. rotundata (Guinea yam), 2038 nucleotides long. Its product is annotated as protein NRT1/ PTR FAMILY 8.3-like. Gene Ontology annotation, molecular function: transmembrane transporter activity. Lineage: Eukaryota; Viridiplantae; Streptophyta; Magnoliopsida; Dioscoreales; Dioscoreaceae. Gene Ontology annotation, biological process: transmembrane transport; oligopeptide transport. The transcript is spliced from 5 exons. Bases 116 to 1867 code for a protein of 583 amino acids. Gene Ontology annotation, cellular component: membrane. The record is from RefSeq and is a predicted model, not a curated record.